Messenger RNA from Pestalotiopsis fici W106-1, 876 nucleotides. RefSeq lists its product as uncharacterized. The transcript has a single exon. The coding region runs from base 1 to 876 and encodes 291 amino acids. The record is from RefSeq and is a predicted model, not a curated record. NCBI's taxonomy places the organism in Eukaryota, Fungi, Ascomycota, Sordariomycetes, Amphisphaeriales, Sporocadaceae.
AUGAUUGACCGGCUCAUCAAUGGCUUUCAAGCCCUAUCCUACGGCUCUCUGCUCGGUCUAGGACUCCUCUUUGGCAUCGCAGCCGCCAACUAUAAGGCCCUACCCUUUGUGUCAACCCUGAGGAUCCUCCCCGCCGUCCUCCGGCUGCUGAAGCCUCGACUCCCACCCUGGCACCGGGCCGUCAAGGCAAAGAUCGCCGCCGUGACACCGCCGGGCGUCCCCUUUGCAACGGCGCCCGCUCUCACGUCCCUGGCCGCGUCGCCCCGCCUGUUUCGGCACCAGGUCACCACGUCGCGCGCCGUCGCUGCCGAUCUGGACAUUAACGUGCACAAGUCCAACAGCACCUUUUUCGCCGACGCCGAUAUUGGCCGCACCCGGCUGCUGGCCGACCUGCUGAGCGACGGGCUCGCGGGGCUGGGACCCGCCAACUUUAUCCUCGCGGGCGCCCAGUGCCGCUUCCUCCGCGAGGUGCGCCCUUACGCGGCGUAUGACGUCUCGUCGCGCGUCCUGGCAUGGACGGACCGUUCCUUUUAUGUUGUGACCUACUUUUUAAAGCCUCGCGCCAAGCUGCCGUUUGAGAUUGACGUGCUGGGUGGUCCCCAGGCCCUGCUCUCUGCCGCCGAUGACGGCCUCAGGAGAAAGGUGUAUGCCGUGCUGGUGACCAAGUUUGUCUUCAAGGCUGGUCGCGCGACGGUGGCGCCGGAACAGAUUCUCCGCGCGUCGGGGCUGUUGGUCGAUGAUGAUGGAAGCAACACGGACGGCGGCGAGAAGACGACCACUGGGGUUGGCUUGCCGCGUGAGGGGAUGUUGCAUGGGCAGAAUGUCGAUGCUGCAGUAAAGGCGGGACUGGAGUAUGUUGCGCGGUGCAUGGAGUAG